Closterium sp. Yama58-4 is the source of this 1263-nucleotide messenger RNA. The record is from the annotation of a GenBank genome assembly. Lineage: Eukaryota; Viridiplantae; Streptophyta; Zygnematophyceae; Desmidiales; Closteriaceae.
AUGGCGCGGGAGGAGGAGGAGUACCCGGACGAGGGGGAGGAGCGGGUGAUAAACGAGGAGUAUAAGAUCUGGAAGAAGAACACGCCGUUCCUCUACGACCUCGUCAUCACGCACGCGCUCGAAUGGCCGUCGCUCACCGUGCAAUGGAUGCCAGAGCGCCAAGAACCGGCAGGGAAGGACUAUUCCGUCCAACGCAUGGUCCUGGGGACGCACACGUCGGACAACGAGCAGAACUACCUCAUGCUCGUGGACGUGCAGCUGCCCCUUGACGACACAGAGACGGACGCGCGGCAGUAUGACGAGCAGCGCAGCGACGUUGGGGGAUUUGGUGCUGGGUGCGCCAAGGUGCAAGUGGUGCAACAGAUUAACCAUGAGGGCGAGGUGAACAGAGCGCGCUACAUGCCACAGAACCCCUUCCUCAUCGCCACCAAGACCGUUUCUGCUGAGGUAUUCGUGUUCGACUACAGCCGGCACCCCUCAAAACCCCCUCAGGAGGGCACAUGCAACCCCGACCUGCGCCUGAGGGGCCACAAGACGGAGGGGUACGGGCUGUCCUGGAGCCCCUUCCGCGCUGGUCACCUGCUGAGCGGGUCAGACGACAUGCAGAUCUGCGUGUGGGACAUCGGGGCUGCUACUAAGGCGAAUAAAGUGGUGGACGCCAAGCAUGUCUUUCGGGCGCACACGGGGGUGGUGGAGGACGUGGCGUGGCACUGCCGGCACGAGUACCUGUUUGGGUCCGUGGGGGACGACCAGCAGCUGCUGCUCUGGGACCUGCGCUCCUCCGCUGUUGACAAACCCGCCCAUGCGGUUACCGCACAUCCUGCUGAGGUGAACUGCCUGUCGUUUAACCCCUUCAACGAGUGGGUGCUGGUGACAGGCUCAGCUGACAAGACCGUGGCUCUGCAUGACAUCCGCAAUCUCUCUAGACGCCUGCACACGUUUGUUCAACACACGGAGGAGGUGUUUCAGGUGGGCUGGAGCCCCCAGAACGAGACCAUCCUGGCCUCCUGUGGGGCCGACAGGCGACUCAUGGUCUGGGACCUCAGCAGGAUCGGCGAGCAGCAGGCGCCAGAAGAUGCCGAGGAUGGGCCGCCCGAGCUACUUUUCAUCCACGGGGGGCACACGAGCAAAAUAUCUGACUUUUCAUGGAACAGCAAUGAUGACUGGCUCUGUGGAGAAGCAGCCGGGUGGACGGAUGACAGAUGGUACAGGUGCUGUCUUACUACCCACCUAGUUCUCAAAUACGAGCAGCAGCACCAUUAG